Molecule: messenger RNA, 1377 nt
Organism: Phanerochaete carnosa HHB-10118-sp
Lineage: Eukaryota; Fungi; Basidiomycota; Agaricomycetes; Polyporales; Phanerochaetaceae
Exons: 6
Coding region: 1-1377 (458 amino acids)
Biological process (GO): purine nucleobase catabolic process; allantoin catabolic process
Cellular component (GO): cytoplasm
Molecular function (GO): zinc ion binding; allantoinase activity; cobalt ion binding
Source: RefSeq, a predicted model, not a curated record
AUGCCCUCACACCGCGCAUUUACCAGCCAUAAUGUUGUUCUGCCCGGCCACCAUCAGCCAGUGCCUGCUACCGUCAUCGUAGAUGUCUCAGCGGGCAAGAUAACUAAUGUCAUCCAGGCCAGAUCCACCAAGGACCAACUGCCAGACAUAGAUCUGAUAGAUGUAGGCGACCGGUUUAUACUCCCUGGUCUCGUCGACGCACAUGUCCAUCUUAACGAGCCCGGCCGGACGGACUGGGAGGGGUUCUGGACAGGGACGCGUGCUGCAAUCUCUGGCGGAGUGACUACCGUGGUCGACAUGCCGCUCAACUCCAUCCCGCCAACGACAACGGUCGACAAUCUGGACACGAAACGGUCGGCGGCCCAAGGCCAGUGCUGGUGCGACGUGGGAUUUUGGGGAGGUGUUAUUCCUGGUAACCAGACCGACCUUAGGCCGCUCUUGAAAGCUGGUGUACGCGGCUUCAAGUGCUUCCUGAUCGAGAGUGGAGUCGAGGAGUUCCCGUGUGUGAAUGAGAAUGACGUCGUACUUGCAAUGGAUCAGAUCAAAGAUACCUCAACGGUCCUGUGCUUUUAUGCCGAGCUUGAGAGACCUGACACCCACAAGUUCGAUCUCCAUGGAAAAAAUCUGUCAUCGUACGACACCUUCCUGACAUCGCGCCCCGAGCAGCUCGAGGUCGACGCCAUCGAGCUCAUCACCAGGCUGCACAAGCGCCACCCAUCGUUGCGGCUACACCUCGUCCACCUCUCCGCAUCGUCCGCGCUGCCAAUUGUACGCGCAGCCAAGGCAUCGGGCCUACCGCUCACGGUCGAGACAUGUUUCCACUAUCUGACGCUGACGGCGGAAGACAUCCCCAUGGGGCGACCCGAGUUCAAGUGCUGUCCUCCGAUCCGUGAGGGAUCGAACCGCAAGAGGCUGUGGGAGGCCUUGAUGGACGGCACAAUCGACUGUGUGGUGAGCGAUCACAGCCCGUGCGUUUCCGAGCUGAAGAAGAUGGACACGGGAGACUUGAUGAGUGCGUGGGGUGGGAUCAGCACGCUGGGGCUCGGGCUGAGUCUUCUGUGGACGGAGGGCCGGAGGCACGGGAUCAACAUUGAGCAAAUUGUCGAUUGGCUGUGUGUGCAGACUGCGAAGCAUGCGGGGCUGGAGAAGCGCAAAGGCCAGCUGGACGUCGGGUAUGAUGGGGACAUUGUUAUCUGGGAUCCUCAAGCGAAGUUUGAGGUCACGAAGGAGUUAUUGAAGUUCAAGAACAAGCUGACGCCAUAUGAGGGCUUGAUUUUGAUUGGUCGAGUGGAACAGACGUUCCUGCAUGGCCAGCUGGUGUACGACUGCAGCGCAGGCGGUUUCAUUGAAGAAAAGCCCGUCGGGCAAUUGCUUUAA